GUUCAAGAUGCUGGGCAGGAGAUGGUGGCAUCUUCUGGCACACCAGGAUCAGGGAAAUCAAAGCUGGACACAUUGCCCAAAGAGGACCUCAUCAAGUUUGCAAAAAAGCAAAUGAUGCUUAUACAGAAAGUGAAGUCAAGAUGUGCAGAGCUGGAGAAAGAAAUUGAUGAACUCAGAUCUAAAGCAGCUACUGCAGGAGCUGAUGAUAUUAUUCAGGCUCUCACAGAAAGGCUGGAUGCUGUGCUUCUGGAAAAAGCUGAAAGUCAGCAGCAGUGCAUAGCUCUGAAAAAAGAAAAUAUUCAAGUAAAGCAAGAAGCAGAGGCUGCAGUGGCAAAAACUGAAGAAUUGCAGAAGGAACUGGAACAAUCAAGAAUUGACUCUCUGGAAGAAAUAAAGGCUCUGAAGAGUGAAUUAGCAAAUGCACAAUGCAAGCACGAUGAGGAUUUAAAAAAGCUGAAGAUGGAAUUAGAAGAACAAGUAAAAAAACAAAUGGAGCUGGUGGAACAGGCUGAAUGUUACAAUGACAGUCAAAAAGAAGUUAAAAGAUUACAAGAUGAUGUCCAAAGAAUUAAAUCUACUUAUGAGGAGCAAAUUUUGUGUCUGAACAAACAGUUGGAAGAUUUGAAUGAAGACAAAAACAAAGAAGUGACAAAUCUGCAAGAAACUAUUAAAAGCAACUCUCAGUGUUACCAUAAUGAAAUAAAAAAUCUGAAUGAAGAGCUUAAAAAAUUAAAAAUUGCCCAUCAGGAAGAGGUGUCAGAACUAAUGCAUCAAAUUGAAGUAUCAUCUAAAGAGAAUGAAGAAAAGCAAAAUCAAAUAAAUCAGUUACAGCACAAUUUGGCAGAGAAAAAUGCCAAGGAUGAAAUGCAUGCUCAAACUGACCAGCAUGAAUAUAACUUGGAUCAACUGAGAGAAGUCUUAAAUAAAAAUUUAGAAAACAAGAUAGAUGUUGCAGAUACACAGGAAGAACCUUGUGUAGAAGCAAAAAUGGAAGAAAAAGUUAGAUACCUAGAGCAUAGUUUAGAAGAACUCCAGUCUCAACAUAGUAUAUUAAAAGAUGAGUUAACUUAUAUGACCAAUGUCAAGAUAAAACUUGAAGAGGAAAUCCAUCGUAUGAAGGAUGAGUACUUUCACGAGAGGGAAGAUUUGGACUUUAAGAUAAAUGAAUUGCAGCUUACUAAAGAAGAUUACUGCUGUGUAAUUGAAAAACUAAAAUUGGAGCUUCAAGCAGCGGGACAGCACUAUGAAACUGCUGCGAAAGAGCACAAAUUGGAGAUUCAAACUCUGAAAAAUGAACACAAGAGAGAAAUUUCUGAACUAAAUGAAACUUUAUUAUCUGGUUCUGAAAAAGAACAGAUGGCAUUCGUUUUUGAAAUGCAGGAACUUAGAGAACAACUUGAAAAGCUAACUCAGGAGAAAGAAGAAGCAGUGUCCAGUUACAACAGCCUGAGAGAAACAAUGGAAACUCUACAGGCUGAGCUAGGUGAAUCUGCUGGAAAGAUCAGCCAGGAGUUUGAAUCAAUGAAACAACAGCAAGCUUCUGAUGUCAGUCAACUGCAACAGAAACUCCGGGCUGCUUUCAAUGAAAAGGAUGUUCUUCUUGAAACUGUAAAUCGCCUCCAGGAAGAAGUAGAAAAAUUGUCAUCCAAUCAGUUAGAGAUAGAAGAGCUUAAAUGUAAAAUUGCUAGUCUUCAGGAGGACAAUAACACAAUGAUAAGCUCUAUUGACCAAAAAGAGAUUACUAUAAGAGAACUGGAAGAAAAGAUAGUUGUACUAACUGAUCAAAACAGGGAUAUUUUAAAUGAUGUAAAAUGCUUGGGUGAAGAGAGAGAAAUCCUUCAGGAAACGUCCAAGCAAGACCAAGUUAAAAUUCAGGAACUUCAGCAAGAAGUGGAUGUUGCUAAACAGUACGUUAAUGACCUGAAGCAAAAGCAAGAGGUAUUAAUAGAGAGACUGAAUGAAGCUUUAACUUUAAAGGGUGAAAAUGCUCAAAUGCUAGAGCAACUAGAAAAACAGAUUGAAUCUCUGGUGCGUGAUAAAGAGCAGCUUUCAUCUGAAGUGUACACUCUUCAUGAGGAAAAUAAGAAACUCAUUCAGGAAAAAGGUGAAUUAAGUGAAGAGCUGGGAAAGGCUACAUCUGAAAAAGAUGGUUGUUUAGUAUUGAAAGAGCAGUCUGAAAACUUACAAAACAAACUACAAAUGAUGACUGCAGAAAAAGAUCAUAUAUCAACACUACUUGAAAAUGAGCAAAUGCACACAUCCCUUGUAAGAACUCAGCUGUACCACCUACUUGAGCAGGUGGGGUUCAGCGUUUCAGAUUCUAAUGAAGAAUAUGAUUCUCUUAACUUGUUAAAAAUUGCAAAUGAAUGCUUAUCAAAAAUGAAAGAAGAGCAGUGCCUUGCUCUACAAAAGGAGGAGGAAGUAAUUAGUUUGCAGCGAGAAGUUGAGAGAUUAGAGGAAGAAAAUGCAGCUCAACAUAGAGAACAUAGAUCCCUUAUUCAUGAUUUUGAAAAAGAAAAAAAUCUCUUGAGAGAAGAACUGGAAGGAGUGUUGUCUGAAAAAGAAGCGCUUCAACGUGACAUCCAGGAGCUGAGGAAUGCCAGUGAAAAAGCAAGGAUUGAAAAUCAAGAUCUUUUAGCUAAUGCUGAAGAGAUCAAUCAAAAACUUGCUUUUUAUGAAAGUCAAAUACAAGAACAGCAAAAAGAAUCUGAAAAACAAGACGACCUAAAUUUCAUUCUGGAACAAAAGGAAACUGAGCUUAGAAAUGUGAAAGACGAACUGAGUUCUCUAAAGAAUUUAAUGGAGACAAUGACUGAGAAAACUGAUCAACAGUCUUCAGUAGCAGAGCUUCAAGAAAAAAUUGGGAUGCUUGAAAAAGAAUCUGCUGAAAAAGGAGAGAAGCUAAACAAAAUUAAAGUGGUUGCUGUGAAAGCAAAGAAAGAAUUAGAUGCCAGCCGAAAAGAGACGCAGACUCUGAAGGAACAGUUGGAGUUGGUUCAAUCAGAAAAAGAUCAAUUGUCUGCUUCAAUGAAAGAUGUAAUCCAAGGAGCUGAAAGCUAUAAGAAUCUUUUGAUCGAAUAUGACAAGCAAGGAGAAGAGCUGGAUUCUGAAAAAGGCAGAGCAAAUAAUCUUGAACGUCAGAUAGAUGACCUCACAAGACAGCUACAGGUGUCAUCCGAGCAGCAUGAUCAGUUACGCUCUGCUAAUGAAGAUCUCCUGGCUCGUGUUGAAACACUGCAAAAUAAUGCCAAGCUGCUGGAAACUCAGAUACUGGAGAUACAAAGAGCCAAAGCAAAGGCUGACAAAGAACUAGAAGCUGAAAAGCUUCUGAGAGAACAGAAAACAAAGGAGCAUAGUGGUGCUCUCCGAGAAAUGGAGGAGCUUCAGAUGCAACUUCAGAAGGAAAAGAAACAUCUGCAGAAAACUAUGCAAGAACUAGAGCUGGCCAGAAAGGAUGCUCAGAAGAGUACACUGAUGGAUAUGGAAAUAGCUGAUUAUGAAAAGCUAGUAAAAGAACUUAAUCAGAAGAUUACUGAUAAAGACAGCAGAAUAGAAGAUCUUGAGCAAGAAACAGGGAUUCAGAAACAGAAACAGGAAACCCUACAGGAAGAAAUAAAGUCACUUCAGUCAACUAUGCAACAGGAUGAGGAAAGAAAUGCCAAGAUAAAACAACUCCUGGUGAAAACCAAAAAAGAACUAGCUGAUUCAAAACAAGCAGAAAGUGACCAUCUAAUGUUGCAGGAAUCAUUGAAAGGGGAACUGGAAGCCAGUCAACAGCAAGUGGAAGCCUAUAAGAUUCAAGUGGCUGUACUGACAUCAGAAAAGCAUAAAGUUCAGGAACAACUGCGAACAUCUUCAGAGCAGCACCAGCGUACGAUGAGUGCUUGCCAGCAAAAAAUUGCAGCCCUGCAAGAAGAGUGCAAAACAGCCCAGGCUGAACAAGCAUCUAUUACAUCUGAAUUUGAGAGCUACAAAGUCCGUGUUCAUAAUGUUCUAAAACAGCAAAAGAAUAAAUCUGCUGCUCGGACAGAAUCUGAAGGAGCCAAACAAGAAAGGGAACAGUUGGAAAUGGUGAUAGAUCAACUUAAAGUUAAGUUGCAAGAUGCUCAGCAUAAUUCACAGAUGAAUGCCUCUGAACUCCAGACAUUGCAGUCGGAACAUGACACCCUGCUGGAAAGACACAAUAAGAUGCUGCAAGAGACUGUUGCAAAAGAAGCAGAACUCCGUGAAAAGCUCUGCACAAUACAGUCUGAGAACAUGGUCAUCAAAACAGAGCAUGCCCAGGCAUUGAGUCAGCUGACAGCCCAGAAUGAAGCUCUCCGGAACAAUUUCAGAGAUCAGGUCAGGAAUCUGCAAGAAGAGCACAGAAAGACAGUAGAAACACUUCAGCAGCAACUCUCCAGAGUAGAAACUCAGCUCUUCCAGCUCAAGAGUGAACCAAGCACUAGAGGUCCAGCUGUUUCAAAUCCAGCAAUGAAGAGCUUGAGAGAACGGCGGAACACUGACCUUCCUGUCCUCGAUGUGCACACUGUCGCUAGGGAAGAGGGAGAAGGUAUGGAAACAACAGACACGGAGUCUGUGUCCUCAGCCAGCACCUAUGUUCAAUCCUUGGAGCAACUUCUGAACUCAUCAGAAGCAAAGCCUGAACCAUCUCAGUGGCAAGCAGAUCUCACCAAGGAUGAACUGAUUCAGAAACUAAACACAACAACUAAGAGUGCUGAUCACUUGAAUGAAUUACUUCGUGAAUCAGAAGCAACCAAUGCAAUCCUAAUGGAACAAAUAAAGGUUAGCAGACACACAAGAGAUGUGAAGACAGCUCUAAUUUCCGUGGUCUCAAGCUGUGCAAUUAAUUUUGAGAGAGAAAAGUCUGUGGCUAACCUAGAAUACUUGAAGAAUGUUCUAUUGCAGUUCAUAUUUCUGAAAUCAGGAAGCGAGAAGGAACGGCUGCUCCCAGUGAUAGACACCAUGUUGCAGCUCAGCCCUGAAGAGAAAGGGAAGUUGGUUGCAAUUGCCCAAGGUGAAGAAGAGAGUACCUCACGGCCUUCUGGGUGGGCUUCAUACCUCCACAGCUGGUCAGGACUUCGAUAAAACAGUGGAAACACUGAAUCUUUAAAAACAUUCCAAAAACAACUGCAAACCAGAGAAAUCUUACUGUAGAUCUGUUGGUGUUGUAGCGUUGAACUACAGGGUUUUAUUUCUGUGUGUUAUUUUCAGCUUUUUAGGCUCUACUAAGAAAGCAGCCUGCAGUAGCUCUGAAACAUGGUCCUAUGUUAUGCUCUGGCAGCAGUGAAUUAUUUUUCUUGUAAAUGUUAAAGCUGAUAGUAAGAACUAUGAGAAGUGACAAAUUAAUUGCAAAUAGCUUGGAAACAGAAUAUGUCACCCUGUGAUAGCUCUUUUGAUAUCAGUUUAAAAGUUUGACCUGAUAUAUUAACUGGAAUAACUAGAGUUUAGAUUUAAAACAUUUAAAAGUGUUUACAGUUGCUUUCACAUAUCACUGUCAGCUAGCUAAUCUAUAUGGUUAAUGUUAUUCUCUACACAUUUAAGAAAUCUAAAAUUAUUUCCUCUCUUGUGAUGGCUACAAAAUAUGAGACAAUUAAGAAACAGAAAGGGCAUUUUCUGCUUUAAAGUUGUAGUCUUUCCUAAAUUAUUUUGCUUUUGCAGAACAUGAAGGCAACAGUUCACAAAAUGUAGAGGGUGCAAAAAUCUGUAUGAAAUACAGUGCUUGUCACAGCUGGUACUGUAGUUGAGAUUAAUGGCAUCUCUGGAAGCCAUAGGAUAGUACUGCAAUACUCUGAGGUCCUAAAUGAGCUAAAGCUUUGUGAAAAAGGACUGAAGCUAGGGCUUUUUAAUCUGAGGUUGGAAGUUCGUGGAAAAGACCAGGAAGAAACGUUCCAUUACUGUAACGAUGUCUGUAAUUGGAUUACAAGACUACUCAUACUGACUUAGUCAUAGUGAAGACACUAAAGAAAGAAUUUGAGCCCACAGGUCAGACUCCUAACAUUAACUUCUGAGAGAAAAUAAUGAAACUUUUGUCAAUAGAUGCAUCUUUUAAAUGUUCUAAUGAUUGAAAAUCUUAUUCUCUCACUUACCUGUAUGUGUGCACAUUGUUUGCACAGAUCUUUUGCACAGAUGAGAUGAUCUCUGUUCCAGGUUACUCAACAGAAGUUGUUUUUUCCAAGAAAAAUGAAUUUCCACCAUCUCUGCUUCUGUUAGCAGCACAGCACCUUUUUUUUGCCUUCAGUUGUCUUCUCCCCUUUACAGUCCAUAAUGCUUUUCACCAUCUUAAUUUAUUUGUAAGGUUUUAAAAAACAUGCAUAUGUGUUUGGAUCCUGCUUAUGUUUAAACCAGAGUAUUUUUGUCUUUUUCACCCAUAUUUUUAUGUUCUCUGUGUUGUUUUACAGAGAGUCUUUCCCUAGUACACAUAGAAAUACUAAAUAGGUUUCUUCCUUUCCUAUCUGCCUGAGCUCAGGCUCUGAGGAAAUGACACUUGUUCCUUUAAUAUUGCCUUAUUUCAGGCUGAGAUUAAUCUGAACAUAUGAACAGAAUGGCAACAUUUUGAGAAUAAACUGUUCAGUAAGUUUGCUUUUGGUUUAAUUUCUUGCUUGUUGUAUAUGUUUCGGUACACAAUCAACAAAGCAACCAGGCUUUAUUUAGGUAUUUUAAUUCCUUUCCACUGUCUUAGGCACUUCUUUCUAUUUUCUUCCCCUCCAAUAUGUAUUUUAACUGGAACUUUUUUGGUUUGUGCUACUGGGGAAAACAUUCUCUGUGGACUUGCAGAGACAAGAACAUAGAACAGAUGAACAGCAGUGUGAGGGACGAGUCUUCUGGGUGUCUGUAGGUAGCAGACAGGAGGCUGUGUUUAGGCUUUCUUGCAUUUGCCUUUGGAAUGAUACACCUUAUCUUCAGCAUUUGUGAUUUAGACCAGACCUCAAAUGUUGGAUUCAAACUCUUUAUUCAGCUGGAUUUGGUUAAUGUCACUCAAAAGAAUGCCAAAGCACAGCAACAGGAGAGAUUUGAAAUAUGUAUAAAAAAUAAGUGCUAGUCGUCCUCCUGCUGUGAUUUUUAACAAUGGAAGCACAUGAGUAGAAGGGUAUGGCUUUGUCUCACUCAGUUCACACUCCAUUGCAACUGACUUGAUUUAGUCUUUGUUAUUGCUAAAGAGGUGUGAUGAGUUCCUCUUAAAAUGCACAUAUUUCAGAACUGUAAAUUAUUUAACAUUGUAAGCUGUGAAUAAAGGUAUGCAAGUAACAUAUCACCGGCUGUAUGAAAUACCAAUUGCUUAUUGACUUCUUUCAAGUCUGAGUUGCAUGCUCACUGUUUUUAGUAAAACUUGAGUACCGUACUUAUGAAUGUAGUGAACAACUUGCAUUAAUAUAUAUUUUUUUUACAAUGAAAUGGUGAGAUCUUAAUUAAUGUAAAAAUAUUUUAAUAACUGUUACUAAACUGUUUUCUGUUGCUAAGAUUGCCAGAACUUACCUAUGUGGCAAUAAACUGACUGUAAGCAAAUAUAUCAAAGUUUAACAGACACUUGAGUACAUGGCAUAGAAGAAUGUGAACUGGAAACAAGAUUAUUUUGCAUAGAGAACUUUUUAUAUGACAUAUAUUUGCAUUUGUAAUGUGCAGCAUUGGAGCUGUGAUUUGCUUUCAAAAAGCAAUUUAAAGUUUUAACUAGUACUGCUGCUGCUUGAUAUACUGUGGUGCUCUUUUUUGGAAGAGCAUUGUGCUGACUUUGGUUUCUGGUUCAUUUUGUUUUCUUUACAGUGCCACAUUUAUUAGAAUGUUUCACAGAAAAUGUCACCCUUGCCCAAAAUGUUUAUAAGCUUAGGACCAGUCUUUAUCUUUUAACAGUCUGCCUUUGGCCCAAGCAUAAGGAGAACAUAAUAAUAAUAAUAGUAAUAAUAAUGAUUCUGCUGUCACUAUGCAGACUGUAUAUUAAUUAAAAACCAGAAAUGGGAGUGAUUCAACGUUCCUGAACCUGCAUGUGCGCUGUGGUUGAAUUUUUAGCUAUCUAAUGCUGACUUAGAAACAGGUUAUAUGUCUUUCAUUUUCCCUUUACCCAGAAGGGAGAUUCAUCUGUGCAAGCAAAUAGUGCUCCAGCUGAAAGACAAGGAGAUCAGAGCUUGUCAGACUGUUGUAUAGAUGUGGCCAGUUAAAUCUGGGGUUCAGGAUGGCCAAAGGGUACCAUGUUAGUUAGAAAUUAUACACAAGAGAGUAAAAGUUGCUUUUUUUCUUCCAUGACCCUCCUUGUCCAAAGUAUAAUUGUGAGAAUACAGGGUUAGAUUAUUUUCUAAAUUUAAAUCCUCCUUCAUCCUUUUGCUGUGAUAAGAGAUGAUAUAUCAUGAAAUUGUGGAGGAAUGCCUAAAAAAUGUUCCUUAGUUUGUACUAAGUGACUUUGAAGGCGUCUUAAACAUACAUGCUUCAUUUGGCUUUGCCUUUGCUUCUCCCAGUGCACCAAUACUUCCUAAACUACCUGCUAGUUCUACUAUUGUUGGUACUGUGAAAAUAUGUCUCUUUCAAGCCUUGCAAAUAGCAGUCACCACUCACAAGCUGCGAAACCAAAUGUAUGAAGAAAUAAAAAAUAUAUUUGUUGUAGUAAUUUCAGAAUUGCUAGUCUGCAUAGAUAAGUAUUUUGUUUGGAAAUAAUGUCUUUGAUGGCCUUUUCUUGUGGCCAUCACUUCAAUAAAAGUCACCUUUACUCAA
Messenger RNA from Cyanistes caeruleus (blue tit), 8700 nucleotides. The record is from RefSeq and is a predicted model, not a curated record. Lineage: Eukaryota; Metazoa; Chordata; Aves; Passeriformes; Paridae.